Messenger RNA from Cavia porcellus (domestic guinea pig), 1759 nucleotides. It is a transcript of the gene CUNH10orf95, whose product is annotated as chromosome unknown C10orf95 homolog. Bases 1 to 612 code for a protein of 203 amino acids. NCBI's taxonomy places the organism in Eukaryota, Metazoa, Chordata, Mammalia, Rodentia, Caviidae. The record is from RefSeq and is a predicted model, not a curated record. The transcript has a single exon.
AUGUUUCCCUACGUCUCCUUACCGAGUGUGGAGGGCUGCUGGGCACCGCCGCAGCACGUUGUCUACACCUUGCUGCCUGGUGCGCUGCUGCUGCCACCAAUUGCGGCCCACGACUUCUGCAGCCGGCCGUCCGCCCUGCGGGAGGUGCACUGCUUCCACGGCGCGCGCACGCCGCCCUGGUGGCUGUGGCCUUGCCCACCGCUCCCCGCCCCCGGCGCCGGCACCUGGUGCCAGCCGCAACCCGCAGCCAAACCCACAGCUGCAACCGCAGCAGUGGCCGAGGGUGCAACGCUGUGGCCCGAAGGCGCCAGCCUGCAGGCGGAGCUGCGCUGGGGCCGCGUGGAGCGCGCGCGGGGGCCGCCCCUGAGGCUCCCUGACGCCGUGCGCCGGGAGCUGCGGCGCGCCUACGGCACUUACCCGCGCACCGACGUGCACGUCACCCGCCGCGGGGGCGAGUUCCUACUGCAGGCCGCGCCGCGCGCGGGCGAGCCCGAGCACCGCGUGGAGAGGCGUGUGACGCGCCGGCCGGACCCCAACGGCCGCGGUGACAGCAGCCCCGCCCGGGGAGCCAGGGCGCGCGGCCGCCCCCAGAAGAGCAGAGGGCCGAGCUGAGCGCGCGCGUCUCCUCCCCACGCACACGCGUUCCGCCGGGCGCGCGUGCCCCGCACGGUCUAGAUUCUGCCGCGUUGUGGCUGCGCAUUGCAGAAAGGGAAAAAGAAGUCGAGAGAUCCCUGGGUAUUCUGUUCCUCCUUCUUGGUCCCCAGAGCGCCGCAGCGAAGUGGAAGAGGAGCUUGAUUCUGUUUCCGCCGCCUCCUCUCCACCCUUCCCUAUGGACUCCCGGGCACUGAGCCCUAACUUUCGCUUCCUCUUUUUUGUACCAGAGUCUCCCCUCCCCCGCCUCAAGGCCCAGGCUGCGGCUACAAUCCCCACCUUGUAAAGAGAGGAAAAUAAAUGAAAUCAAGUGUUCGCUGUGAGAAAGUAGCGCCUUGAUCAGCAGGCCAGGUUCUCCAUCUCAGUAGUCUCCCCGCCAGCCCCAGCUGGACAGUAGAGGCACCCAAUACCUCCUGCCCCACACCCAAGUUGCAUGCUCCUUUGGUGUCCAGGCAUGAAUGGGAAGCAGGCCUGAGACUAGGUUUAGCCUCCCUGACACUCAGUUUUUUCUGUGAAAGAGGCAUAAAACUAACCAUAUUGGAACCAUAUUGGAAGUUAAGAUGAAUGUGUGUGUGAGAGGGAGACUAUCUCUUUCACUUUUUUUUUUUUUUUUUUUUUUUGAGACAGCGUCUCCCUGUGCAAUCCAGGCUGGCCUCUCACUCACUGCCAUCCUCCUGCCUCAGCUUCCUAAUACUGGAAUUACAAGUAUAAGCCACCAUCACCACAAAUGUUAUUUCCUGUCUCCCAAUUCUUGCUAACAAGAAUUCUUCUUUUUUUUUUUCCCCUUUGUGGUAUCAGAAAUUAAACCCACAGCCUCACACAUGCUAGGCAAGCACCUUACCACUGAGUUACAACCCCAGCACUUUUCAGUUUUGAGAGAGGUUUUGGCUAAAUUGCCCAGGUUAGGUUGGAAUUUGUAACCCUGCUGCUUCAGUUUACCAAAUAACUAGGAUUACAGGUGACCACUCCGUCACAGUAUUUACCAGUACUGGGGAUUGAACCUAGGGUCUGAGUACCAAGCAUCCCUGGACCUUUUUAUUCUUCAUUCUUUAUUUUGAAAGAGAACCUCACUAAUUUGAUAAAUUACCCUAGCUGGGCUCAAUCUUUU